AUGCAAGCGGAGCUGGGCCGGAAGUCUCGCGUGCUCAGCGAGGAAGAGCAGGAGAGUCGAGAUCAUUUGGGCACCCUGAAGCAAAAAUAUGAGCAGAAGAUCGCCAAGCUGCACUUGCACCUGUCCGAGAGAGAAGCCUGCGAAAGGAAGUUGAAAGGCUUCAUAGAGAACGAGAUUGACAUCUUACAUCAAUACAACAAGGACGAGAGCUGGAAGACUAUUGCAGGUGGCGUCGGGGAGGUUUGCUUGAGUCCGCGCGACCUGGAUCCACAUAAUAUCACUGUGGUGCAGCAGCUCUGGAAGUGGCGAGCUGUGGGUGCACCAGAAUUGUGA
This is a messenger RNA of Symbiodinium sp. CCMP2592, 333 nucleotides long. NCBI's taxonomy places the organism in Eukaryota, Dinophyceae, Suessiales, Symbiodiniaceae. The record is from the annotation of a GenBank genome assembly.